AUGCCUGCCCUUAUCAGCCGCCAAAUUCCCUCCCCGAGAUCUAUCAACUCGGUUGAGAACGGCACCAAGGUGACCACCACCAGUUCCUGCGGCCUUCUCGUGAAUGCAGCCCGCAAGGGUAACGUCGACAUCAUCAGGUUCCUGAUCUAUCUCGGCGCCGACGUCAAUGAAUCUUACGACGGCGUCACUCCACUGCUCGCGGCAGCCGUAGCCGGCCAGGAAGCCGCCAUGAUGCAGCUCCUUGAGAAUGGGGCGAGCCCCACAGCUCGUGAUAAGGAAGGCUGCACCAUCUUCAAGCUCCUCCUUGACAACGGUCACUACGACCUUGCGGAGAUGCUCAUUGAGAAGUACCCCGAUCUCACCGUGACGGACCCUCGUCUGCCUCAAGGCGAGAAAUGGCUCCGGGAGCAGUUCAAAGAGAUCUCGGACAAUGUUAAGGAUCCCAAGAGCAAGCCUAAUGAGGAAGUCCUAGAGUAUCUCAUAUCCGGUGACCUCCCUCGUGAGGAGAAUCGCUCUGUCUCUGACAUCUACUGGGAGCAUAUCCUGCUGCGUUAUAUCGGUGACGUUCCACUGGACAUCAAGCGGAACUACUCUCGCUCCCUGCAUCUGUCGCUGAUGGGCACUUUCAACGAAUUCUUCACUGGACAUGAGGGCAUCAAGGAGUCGGCUAGGCUGCUUAAUAGUAAGUUGCCUACCACUGCUUAUACCAUCGAGGGCACUGUGGUAGAAGGAGAUGGGGGAUGGGUCACAGAGCGAUGGAGCUACCGUGAUGCCUAUGGCAUCAAUGUCAGAGACGGUAUAGAUUCGUUCUUGAUUGAUAGUGAGAAGGGAAAGAUUAUGGUGAAGAUGAUCAACUAUAAUGUUGAAAAGAACACCAAGUCUUAG
Aspergillus udagawae is the source of this 885-nucleotide messenger RNA. RefSeq names its product ankyrin repeat domain-containing protein. Gene Ontology annotation, molecular function: protein binding. NCBI's taxonomy places the organism in Eukaryota, Fungi, Ascomycota, Eurotiomycetes, Eurotiales, Aspergillaceae. The record is from RefSeq and is a predicted model, not a curated record. The transcript has a single exon. Bases 1 to 885 code for a protein of 294 amino acids.